GAUUACUGGUCUCUCUCCCCUUGCCCGGACCCGGUUUACCAAACCAAUAAAUCAAAAUCACGGAUAUGCUUUUUAGGGUUUCGACUCGAUUCUGAGAUUUUUUGCUUGCAAGAUUCGUUGCUUUUGUGUUCUCCGUCACCGGAGUUUUACCAUCGUGAAAUGGUGCGAUUGUGGUGUGGGAAGCUCAGACUUUGGAAACCCUAUUUAGCGUUAGCUACACAGAGUAGAAACAGCUGGUUCUGUUCGGGUGGUGGAGCUCCCUCUCAUCAUCUUCACAUCCUCAAAAAGUAUGGCAGCUCAGAGAUCACAGAGAUGAUCAAUCGGUAUAAGCGAAACGUAGCCGGACACACAUUGACGCAGAAUUCAAUGGUAGGUCAGUACAAAACAACAGUUUCUCCAAGUGUUGCUCAAAAUGUUACUAUUGAGACAUUUGAUUCGUUAUGUAUUCAAGGGAAUUGGAGAGAAGCUGUAGAGGUUUUAGAUUACUUGGAGAAUAAGGGUUAUGCUAUGGAUUUGAUUAGACUUUUAGGGUUAGCUAAACUAUGUGGUAAACCAGAAGCUUUGGAAGCAGCUAGAGUUGUUCAUGAGUGUAUCAUUGCUCUGGUUUCUCCUUGUGAUGUUGGCGCUCGAAACGCGAUUAUCGAGAUGUAUUCUGGUUGUUGUUCUGUUGAUGAUGCGCUCAAGGUGUUCGAAGAAAUGCCUGAGUGGAAUUCGGGGACUUUGUGUGUUAUGAUGAGGUGUUUUGUUAACAACGGAUAUGGUGAAGAAGCAAUUGAUUUGUUUACUCGUUUUAAAGAAGAAGGGAACAAACCAAACGGAGAGAUAUUCAACCAAGUGUUUUCUACAUGUACUUUGACAGGAGAUGUUAAGGAAGGGUCUCUGCAAUUUCAAGCUAUGUACAGAGAAUAUGGAAUCGUACCUUCAAUGGAACACUAUCAUAGUGUUACCAAAAUGUUGGCAACAUCUGGUCACUUGGAUGAGGCACUGAACUUUGUUGAGAGAAUGCCGAUGGAACCGAGUGUUGACGUGUGGGAAACACUAAUGAAUCUUUCUCGGGUUCAUGGAGAUGUAGAGCUUGGAGAUAGAUGUGCUGAGUUGGUUGAGAAGUUAGAUGCCACAAGAUUAGACAAAGUGUCAAGUGCAGGUCUUGUAGCAACCAAAGCAUCAGACUUUGUGAAGAAGGAACCAAGCACUCGGUCUGAACCAUAUUUUUAUUCUACUUUUAGACCGGUAGAUUCUUCACAUCCACAAAUGAAUAUCAUUUACGAGACACUAAUGAGUUUGAGGUCACAACUGAAAGAAAUGGGUUAUGUUCCUGACACUAGGUAUUAUCGUAGUUUAAUCAUGGCGAUGGAGAAUAAAGAACAGAUUUUUGGUUACAGAGAGGAAAUUGCAGUUGUUGAAAGUCUUCUUAAGUCAAAGCCUCGAUCUGCAAUCACUCUGUUAACUAAUAUACGCAUUGUUGGCGAUUGCCAUGAUAUGAUGAAGUUGAUGUCAGUCAUAACUGGCAGAGAUAUGAUUAAGCGAGAUGCAAAGAUAUACCACUUGUUCAAAAAUGGCGUCUGCCGGUGCAACAAUCUUUGGUGAGCUAACUGAUUGUUUUCCUCUACUCCAAUCCUUUGUAUAUGCAAUAAAUUUUUAGAUUUUGGUAAAUGAUCAUCGAGUUACUAUUUCGUGUUACUUGAGAGAAAUGAGUUUGGAAAAGUGUUCAACCAACACUUAACAAAGAGAGAAGGAAGAUAGUUUGAUCAAGUGAGAGCUAGAGACUUCCAU
Arabidopsis thaliana (thale cress) is the source of this 1773-nucleotide messenger RNA. Its product is annotated as Tetratricopeptide repeat (TPR)-like superfamily protein. Bases 160 to 1587 code for a protein of 475 amino acids. The transcript has a single exon. Gene Ontology annotation, biological process: RNA modification. Gene Ontology annotation, cellular component: mitochondrion. The record is from RefSeq and is marked reviewed. Lineage: Eukaryota; Viridiplantae; Streptophyta; Magnoliopsida; Brassicales; Brassicaceae. Gene Ontology annotation, molecular function: zinc ion binding; RNA binding.